UACAAUCUUUAUAAUUAAUAAAUAAUUUUGAUAAUUUAUGAUUAAUAUAAUUAUAUAUGCACUACUCUACCUAUUUUACUAAUUUGUAUCACUAUUAAAUAAUAACAUAAUUAAAAAGUAGGUAUCCAUAACUUAAUGCAAUGUUUAUCCAUGAUUUUAAUAUUAUCCAUAGUUUUAUUUUGAUAAUUUAUAAUUAUUUAAAUAGAUACAUAUACAAAUUAAUUGUUAAUUCUAUGAUAUUUUUUAUUAGCAACCAUACCAUAACCGACACUAAUUCUAUAACCGGAUCAUUAUCUACGUUCACUGGGAAAUUGUUUUUGCAAACCUGUUUUUCACCGAAUAUCUUUUUCUCUUUCGAAAUUGAUUUUUUUCUUAGAAAAUCACAGGCGCUAGCAACUAACAAGUAACAACUCUCAAGAUUUUCCGCCUCAACUUCAACAGAUUCCGCAAAGCCUCAGAGAAUCAUUAAUUAUCUAUAUUUCUUUUCCCACUUCGACUUAGGGUUUUCUCCUGGAUUUAACACUCAAGCUCCCAAUUUCCAGAAGUUCCAUAGCCAUCCAUUCUCAAAUCCGCCGCCAUGGCACCCCGCUUCUUUCCCUUCACUAUCGCUCUCCGACCACAGACGAGAUCAAAAUCUCGGCAGCUCUCUUCUGCCGACAUUAGCAGCCUCGACGACAAUCUGGUCUUGGCAAUCCUAACCCGGCUCCCAAACCCUAGAUCCGUCUUCCGCUGCAAAUCCGUCUGCAAGCGGUGGAAUUCCCUCAUCUCCACUCCCUACUUCCUCCCCAAUUUCCUCCGCCACAUAGCAGCUCACGGCAGCGAUGACGAAUUCCCCCUCCUCUUUCCGCAAUCCCACCGGGAAACCAUGGGUUUCCUCCCCAUCACAGAAGACUACCGCGAUCACUUCCGCGUCCUGGCAUCCUGCGAUGACCUGAUCCUCUGCGGACUGACAACGAAGUGGCAUGAGAGUGCCGGGAGUUGGCUCUUCGUCUGCAACCCUUUCACAAACCAAUGGGUGAACCUCCCAGUGGCCUACAUUGAAGAUCGAGAAGAAGUGCUCCAGCGCCAGAGGAUCAUGGUGGGUUUCGUCUGCCAGCCCUGCUACACCUACUGCGGCUUCAAAGAUCGGGUAUUGAUCGAUUCCCAGUUCAAGUUCAGGGUAGUUCUCUUGUACGUAGUCGAAGGUACUUACUCGUGUGAUGUGUUCUGUUCCGAAUUGGGACAGUGGGUUGAACGGUUUGACCCUAUCCAAGAAGGGAUUGAGCAUUUUGUAACCUCUGAGAACCAUAUCACCUUGCCUUCCUUUAACGGGAAGAUCUACUGGAAGGCCAUUGAUUCGCAUCAAUUGGUUGGUUACGAUCCAUUUGACAUCGAUGGAGCACCGGAAUUCAUCGAUUACUCUGGGUUGCUGGAUUCACAUCCCACACAAUUGGUCUGUGGAGUCGACAUUGGGGUUUCCAAGGGCUCUCUGCAUCUGAUUGUGGCAGAGCACACCGUCGAUGAUGUUAGUUGUGUAGAUGGUUUAAGUGUUUGGAGAUUAGGAGAUAAGGGUAAUUGGGAGAUGAAGAAUCGAAUGUUGUUGAAAUCGAUGUGGGGGAGAUUCAAGUUACAAAAGAAUAGUAGGGGAGGAUUGAUGAGUAGUCUGGAGGUAAAGGGGACAUUGGGUAUGCACCCAUCCAAGCCCGAGAUAGUCUACUUAGCUUAUGCCAAUUUCGGUGCUUGUUAUGCUGUGUCCUGCAACUUGAACAGUGGAGAGCUCGAGCUUUGUGGCGAUUUGCCCGUAGAAUCGAGGUUCUGUUGGAAUGUUUUCCAGCCGGGGGUCACUUUCUGGCCUACCCCAGUCCCGGUUCCAACUUAUGACCGUGUGGAGUUUUCUAACGAUGAAGGUACAGGUAGUGUUGUGGCUCAUAGCAGCAUGGUUGAACCACUAGUUCCACCACCAUCGAAGAAGAGCGGCCAGAGGAGAUGGAUGAGCUUUAGUUGGAUGCGUAUGAUGAUCUUCUUGAAGGUGAUGAUAAGAGGGCGAGGGCGUUUCUGGAAUUGGGGAUGGGAGACUAAUAAGGAAGAAGUGGCUGCUUAGGAGACUUCAUUUGAGGGAGGAAGAAUCAGAUGUAGGGAUAUGGCUUAGAGUGAUAUUGGUAUCCACUGUGUGAAUUGUGAUGUUGAACUUUGAAAACUACUUUGCUUCUUUAUUAGGGCUUGACCAUCCAUGACUGAGUUGAGAGCUCACGAGUUGGAAUUAUUUUCUUAGUUCGUUUGAAUGUGUUAUUUGUGAAAUCUCAAAUAUGCUUAUUAUUUGGUAUUUAAUUGUCCUAAAUUCUUUUUGGUACUUGGAAAUAAUGGAAUGGAUGAUGGGGUAUUUUCAUUACAAUUUGAUUAAUUAUCAUUCUAUCCUUCAUAAUAGAAACAAAAAGCAAGUCUCCCCAUCCUAACGAGUUUAGGUACAACAGUUAUGCUAUAUACCAUCUAUCCAUGAUUUUCAAAUCUUAACAAUCGCCUUAAUGAAAAGUAGGUGGGUUUAUAAUAUGAUAUUCUAAAAUUAACUCGUAUGUGGUUUGGAGAAAAUAGAUUUAUAGCUUCGAACAAUCAAUUAUAAUGAAAUAUCGAAGUUAAU
Linum trigynum is the source of this 2614-nucleotide messenger RNA. Lineage: Eukaryota; Viridiplantae; Streptophyta; Magnoliopsida; Malpighiales; Linaceae. The record is from the annotation of a GenBank genome assembly.